This is a messenger RNA of Fusarium tjaetaba, 1206 nucleotides long. Its product is annotated as monocarboxylate transporter 2. The transcript is spliced from 3 exons. The record is from RefSeq and is a predicted model, not a curated record. Gene Ontology annotation, cellular component: fungal-type vacuole membrane. Gene Ontology annotation, biological process: transmembrane transport. The coding region runs from base 1 to 1206 and encodes 401 amino acids. Gene Ontology annotation, molecular function: transmembrane transporter activity. NCBI's taxonomy places the organism in Eukaryota, Fungi, Ascomycota, Sordariomycetes, Hypocreales, Nectriaceae.
AUGUCUUCCACCGUAAUUCCAAUUAUUUUUGAGUCCUACCCUGACCGUGGGUUCAAGGCGUAUAGCGUCGUGUUGGGUGCAUGGCUGGCUCUAUUCCCAGCCUCAGGUCUCCUCAACUCGACUGGUAUUUUCCAAGCAUGGCUCCUGGUCAAUCAACUCGAUAAAUACUCGGAGCCCCAAAUCGCGUGGAUAUUCAGCACUUUUGCCUUUCUUUUCUUCUUUGGGGGCAUUCAGGCGGGUCCAAUAUUUGAUAGGUAUGGCCUCAAAUACCUGCUUCCCACUGGAGCAUGUGGCUUGGUGGUGUCGCUGUUUAUGCUUGCCUUUGGGUGUCUGGGAGGUCUGUCUUCUUCGAUCAUAUGGACCACCAGCAUCGCCACCCUUGGACAUUGGUUCAUGCAAAAUCGUGGUUUAGCGACUGGUCUAGCAACAACUGCUGGUGGCAUCGGAGGUCUAUGCUAUCCCCUUGCCUUUUCGCAUCUCUCACGUCUAGUCGGCUUUCCCUGGACGAUGCGAUGCUUUGCGCUAAUCACCUUGCUGUGCUUUCUAGCUAGUCUGCCCUUGCUCAAGACACGGCUCCCAGCAAAUCCAACAUCGCGGCUUGUUCUCGACUGGAAAGGCUUCAAAGAUUCCAGGUUCACACUGACAAUGAUGGCAAUAUUUAUCCUGGAUUGGGCUGUUUUGGUGCCUCCAGCAUACAUGACCACAUACUCCUCUUUCCAUGGACUGAAGGACCUUUCCCCCAACAUACUAGCGAUUUUGAACUCAGCAUCGACCUUGGGACGUUGUCUACCCGGAAUCGUUGCCGACAAGUUUGGUCGAUUCAACGUCAUGAUCAUUUGCGCAACUCUCUCUACCUUGUCAAUAUUUUGCCUAUGGCUUCAAGCAAGGUCUAAUGCCGCUGUUGUCAUUUCCUUCGCUGUAACUUAUGGCUUUUUCAGCGGCACAGCUUUCAGCUUGACACCAGUAUGUGUAGCUCAGCUCUGCAAAACAGAGGAAUAUGCUACCAGAUAUGGCACGGCCUACGGUGUGGUGAGCUUUGCCACAUUGGCCGGAGUUCCUAUCUCAGGAUUGAUCUUAGGAACAAGUGACGGCAACCACUACAACGCCUUAGUUCUCUUCUGUGGCACGGCAUAUGCAGUCUCGGCUCUUUUGUUCCUUUUUGCCAAGGGAGUUAGUAAGGAUUGGAGGCUCUUGUCUGUCUUCUAG